AUGGACUCCACCAAAUCAAGUCGAAAACCGAAAUGGCUCUCGAAACUCUCCAAACUCCUCCGUCGAAACAAAGGAGCAUUGAGUCGAGCUCAACGAGCAUCCACUCAGUCUGCCAUUCCCAGCUGGAAGCCAACUGCCGUUGAAGCAUUGUUGAAGGAAGUAACCUCUGCGCUUGAUGAUGUCUUUGGUCCAACCAAACGCCGGACAAUUGUCAUUCCUGUUGCGCAGAAAAAGACAGACGCAGUCACGGGUGUUGUUGGAAAGCAGUCACUAGCUCCUGCCGAUGAGUCCCAGGCUACAGAAAGGUCACAAGACUUUAGCAAAUUGGAGAUACCCUCUGCGCCUCCCCAAAGUUCUGCACUUCUCGGUCAAGACGACAAGGCAACCGAAACCGCAAAGAUUGCAGUAGAUGUGCUCGCAGAAACCACUCAAAUCAGAACACCAAAUCUUGCGUUGUUUCGCCAAAGAACGAUACCUCUUUUGCUGAAUACCGACGCCUCUUUGAAAAAUGCGGGCCUGUGGGAGGAAGCGUAUCUCCAACUAUCCAGCAACGUCAAGCAUUCAGACCUGUUUCAGAAGUAUGAGCCACUCCUGGCGGACACUUCAUCAAAUACUUCAAAAGAACGAGCCGAGAAAGUUACACUACAAAAAAGAAUGGCAGAAUCCGUACAGAGCCGACUUGAGGUCAUGAAAUCGAAGCAGUGGACGUUCCAAUGGGAUCGUAGGUCAGUUGCGGUUUGGGACCAAGCCGAGCGAAUUGUCAAAUUUGUUCAAACAUUCCAAACUUUGGGGACAGGAAUUGCACAACUUGAUCCCAUCCAUGCAGGCAUUCCUUGGGCGGGGGUCUGCGCUUUGUUGAAUCUUAUCAUGGGUGAUAUUAUACAACAUCAAGCAGCACUCGAUGGCAUCGAAGAGAUAUCGUCAAUCAUCGCCAAAUAUCUAGCAGUUGAAGAUAUUUAUGUCCAGAGUCUCAAAGACGAUCCCAGCUCAUCCACCAACACGGCUUUCAAAGAGUCCAUUAUCAGGGUCUAUUCUAGCAUACUCUUGUAUCAGGUGACAGCAGUGAUGCAUUUUGAUCAGUCGACACCAACAAGAACAUUCUCGAACAUCACGAAAUCUGUCGAUUGGGCUGAACUUAUCUCCACGGUCAAGCAGACGGAUGCGGACUGUGUUGCCUUGACAUCUGUGACAGCGACUACCAACAUGAGCUCAGAUAUUUCUUUAAUCAACAAAGGUGUCUUGCGUUUGGAUGAAAAGUGGACUGAGAUAUCACAUAUUGUUGAAACUCUUGGGACGUUGCAAAAGGGGUUCGAGGCCAAGCAAAGCGAGAACGCCCGCAUCUUAUCGUGGAUCUCGGACAUUCGAGUUGGAGACAUCCACAGACAAAAGCGUGAUAAACUUGGACCUCGCCACUGGGGCUCAGGACAAUGGCUUCUUAGCAGCGAGUCUUACAAAGAUUGGGUCGCUGAUCCCCGCGGAAAGUUCUGGCUACAAGGAUCCGUUGGCACUGGGAAAACAAGCCUAGCUUCCAUUGUGAUCAACAAUCUGGUCAGCAGUGGCAGAGACCAAAAUCUAGCCUUUUUUUAUUGUUCGAGCACCCUAGCAGCUUCAUCUACCGAUCCAACUUGGAUAUUUCGAAGUCUGGUGGCACAACUAUCUGCCACACCAGACGGGCAAACGAUAUUUCCGAUCAUAUUGAAUCGAUGGAAAUCCGAAGCGAAGAAAUAUACUGCGGGAAGUCAAUUCACACUCAAAGAUUGCCAGGAACUUCUUGUGGCUUUAAUAGACCUUCAAGAAAGUACAGUAAGCACUGUCAUCGUCAUCGAUGGUGUCGACGAAUGUAGUGAGCCACUGCAGCUUUUAAGGUCCCUGUAUGAUGUAUGGAAUAAGUCUCCUAGACUGAAACUUUUGGUGACAAGCCGCCUGGAAGUUGCGGUGAAGGAUGUGUUUGAAGAUAUCAUCACAAUUCGAAGUGACUUAACUAAGACAAAUGACGACAUAAUGAAGUACAUUGAGAGAGAACUUGCGCGAAAGGAAAGAAGAAAUGCUAAGGUUAUUAGCGAUAGGUUUCGAUUCGUUGAGCUUCAACUCGACCUGUUAAUCAACCCCGAAAGACCGAUUAAAUACAGACCAGAUUUUGUUAGGAUGCUCGAUAGUCUUGACGCCGGUCAUGGCAUCGGUGCACUUGAAGCUCUUCGUGAUACCUACGAUGCGAUUUACGAGCGUAACAUCCAGGGGCCAUACAGUCAGAAUAUUAUCGAGAAGUCUCUAAAGUGGACCUUAUGCACCAAGAAGCGCAUGUAUCUGCGCGACUUAGCAAUUGCUAUAUCUGUAGACGAAGACGAAGCUAUCGAAGGAGGCCUGAUCCUUGAAUUGUGUAGCAACUUCCUGGUCGUCGACGCUCACGGAUGUAUCCUGCUUCCUCAUCUCUCUGUUCGCGAGUAUCUCGAGGCUAAGAUUGUUGGUGGUAUUUUGAUAUACUCGCAAGAAGAAGCAUAUACGCAGGCAGCGAUAACGUGUCUGCUUCAUUUCAAAUACAAAGCUGAAAGAUUUCCUGUAGGAACAUGGAGUAUGCCUUGUGUGAAUUUGGAUGGCGAAGAUGGUGGGGCAGACGCAGUUCUUGGUCUUCGAGUAGAUUUAGAUCUCAUUCGCGACUGGCCCAUAAUAUCUCCUGAGGGUCUCGAAAAAAGCUUAGCACGGCGACAGACUGAAAUCGAGAUGAUCACAAGUAAAUUUGAGCUCCAUGCCACAUACUCUUGGGCGUAUUAUUGCCAAAACGCGAUGGUUUUGCCAAGCUCUCAGUCUAUCAGGCUGCAGGAAUUGCUGAGGGAAUUUAUUGCUAAUGACGGGUCUAGUCCUUCGUUUGGUGCAUGGGCUGCAGGUUUAUUCAAUGUCGUCAAAGUCGGAGCUAUUCGAGAGGCAUCCAACACUGAGAAAACCGUGCGAAAAGAGCGUUCCCAUAACUUCUGGGGAGGUGGCUUUAUUUCUGCCGUUGUUUUCGUUCAAAGCAAUACCACGUGUACCGCCAAGCUGAGUGGAUUGUUGAUUGCUUGUCAAUACGGGUUUACGGAAAUAUUGAAGGUGGAUUCAAAGCAUGGUGAAGCACAGGUCAUGCUUAAUCAUGAAGAAUACCCCGGUCUACUUCUUGCUUGUGAUGCAGGUUAUUUUGAAAUUCUCGACUUACCAAUCGAUAAGAAACUCGCGCGGGGUCUUCUACAACAGGAAGGCUCCGGGGGAGUUCUACUUCAUGUAGCCGUUUAUCGUGGCCUCAUAGAACUAGUCAAGUUCUUGCUGGGCUACCCCAGGGGGGGAUUACAACAGGGGAAAAGAGUUCCGUUUGCUGGUCUAGACGUUAACAGUAAAGACUCAUACGGGGAGACUCCAUUGCAACUGGCGGCAUUCGCAGACAGACUUGAAGCAACCAAUCUGCUUCUCAAUGAGGACGACUUGGAGGUCCAUGCGAGACGCAGUGAUGGGAAAACGGCGCUGCAAAUUAGCUACCCUGGCACCAAGGUUCAGGAAGCGCUGCGAAAGGAUUGGAGAUAUCUUCCGAGCGAUGAGAAGCAUGCCGAAGGCGAUCCAAGAGGUAUAGUUGAGGAGGAAAGGAAGGCGAGAAUCAAGGAAUAUUGGGAAGAAUUCAGAGCUCGCUUCAGAAAUUGA
This is a messenger RNA of Glarea lozoyensis ATCC 20868, 3660 nucleotides long. RefSeq names its product Ankyrin repeat-containing protein. Lineage: Eukaryota; Fungi; Ascomycota; Leotiomycetes; Helotiales; Helotiaceae. The transcript has 3 exons. Gene Ontology annotation, molecular function: protein binding. The record is from RefSeq and is a predicted model, not a curated record. Bases 1 to 3660 code for a protein of 1219 amino acids.